AAAGUGGCAUUUGUGGGGGACAGGAUGAUUUCAUGGAGCAAUUUAGCCAACUUCUUUUGGGACUUACAGUGCAAAUUAUAUUUUCUGCUUGUAGGUAUUUGUUCUGCCUUAAAGUUGACAGUACCAUCUCAUACCAUCCAUGGUAUUGAGGGGCAACCACUCCAUCUUACUGUUGACUACAAUUUCAACGUUACAGCUUCUGAGAUUCAGAUAAUUUGGCUUUUUGAGAGGCCUCAGAGUAACCCAAAAUACUUGCUUGGCUCUGUAAAUCAAACAGUAGUUCCAGACUUGGAAUACCAGCACAAGUUUACCCUCAUGCCACCAAAUGCAUCUUUGGUGAUCAAUCCAUUGCAUAUCAAUGAUGAGGGCAAUUAUAUUGUAAAAGUCAAUGUCCGUGGAAAUGGGACAAUAGCUGCCAGUCAAAAGAUUCAAGUAGCUGUUGAUGUUCCUGUCACAAAGCCAAUUGUACAUACGGAACCAUCUUCAGGGGUAGUGGAGUACAUAGGGAAUAUUACCUUAAAAUGUACUGUGAGUAAAGGUACAAGGGUAGUUUACCAGUGGAUAAAAAAUGGGAAGCCUCUCCAUGCUGGUCCUAAUUACACCUUUUCACCAAACAAUGCUACACUUCUAAUUGUUCCUGUUGUAAAAGAAGACAUUGGGAAUUACAGCUGUCUCGUAUCUAACCCUGUUAGUGCAAUGGAAAGUGAGAUAAUUGCACCAACCAUAUAUUAUGGACCUUAUGGACUUAGAGUUAAAUCAGAUAAAGGUCUGAAUAUUGGGGCAGUGUUUACAGUUGACAUGGGGGAAGUUAUACUCUUUGACUGCUCGGCAGAUUCAAACCCACCAAAUACCUACUCGUGGAUUCAAAGGGCUGACAAUACCACUCAUGUAAUCAAAUAUGGACCCCAUCUGGAAGUUGUUUCUGAUGAAGUGGCCCAGAAGACAAUAGAUUACAUGUGCCGUGCUUUCAACAACGUGACUGGAAAACGAGAUGAAACCCACUUCACGGUCGUCAUUACUUCUGUAGGAUUGGAAAAGCUGGCUCAGAAAGGAAAAACUUUGUCGUCUCUUGCAGUAAUAACAGGAAUUUCGUUAUUUUUGAUCCUAGCUAUGGCCUUUUUAUUCAUAUGGAAAAGGUAUCAGCCACAUAAAGUGAUACAAAAGAAGCUGCAGAGCAGGCCAGAGGCUGAUUACAGAAAGGCGCAGACAUUUUCAGGACAUGAAAGUGCUUUGGAUGAUUUUGGGAUAUAUGAAUUUGUCGCUAUUCCUGAUCUUGCCAGUGGUUCUAGGGUUUCAAGUCAAUCUGUUCCAGGCUCUGACUUUGUCCCAGGCCAGGAUAUGCUUAGUACGGUUUAUGAAGUUAUUCAGCAUAUUCCUGACCAGCCGCAACAAGAACAUCAACAGUAA
This is a messenger RNA of Mesitornis unicolor (brown roatelo), 1407 nucleotides long. It is a transcript of the gene HEPACAM2, whose product is annotated as HEPACAM family member 2. The record is from RefSeq and is a predicted model, not a curated record. NCBI's taxonomy places the organism in Eukaryota, Metazoa, Chordata, Aves, Mesitornithiformes, Mesitornithidae. The coding region runs from base 25 to 1407 and encodes 460 amino acids. The transcript has 9 exons.